Molecule: messenger RNA, 1115 nt
Organism: Quercus robur (English oak)
Lineage: Eukaryota; Viridiplantae; Streptophyta; Magnoliopsida; Fagales; Fagaceae
Product: putative receptor like protein 25
Exons: 2
Coding region: 1-774 (257 amino acids)
Molecular function (GO): protein binding
Source: RefSeq, a predicted model, not a curated record
AUGAUGACUAUUAACGAAGAUGCACAAGAACCACAAUAUUUGGCACAACAUUAUGGUAAUGAUUAUAGCCCAUAUCGUCCUGUUACUCCUGUAUAUAAAUCAGAUGUGCUUAGCGGUUCUUAUCAAGAUUCAAUAGUGGUAACUGUGAAAGGGGUGAAGAUAGAAUUAUUGAGAAUCCUAACCAUCUUCACAACAAUUGAUUUAUCAAGCAACCAAUUCCAAGGAGAGAUCCCAGAUGCACUUGGAAGACUUAAAUUUCUCCGAUUGCUCAACAUUUCCCAUAACAACCUAACCGGCCAUAUCCCAUCAACGUUGGGAAAUUUAUUAGCACUAGAAGCAUUGGAUCUCUCUUCAAAUAAGCUCAUUGGUGAAAUUCCUAAGCAAUUGACACUACUAACAUUUUUGGCCAUGUUAAAUCUUUCACAAAACCAGCUUAUUGGACCCAUACCUCAAGGCAAACAAUUCAAUACAUUUGGUAACGAAUCAUAUGAUGGGAACUCGGGAUUGUGCGGAUUUCCAUUGUCAAUUAAAUGUAGCACUAAUGAGCCACCAGCAACAAUAUUCCUAGAAGACAAUGAUUCAACGUUUGCCAAAGGAUUUCAUUGGAAGGCCGUGUUGAUUGGCUACGGAUGUGGAUUUGUGUUUGGAUUAGUUGUGGGAUAUGUUGUGUUUAAAACAAGAAAACCCCAAUGGAUUUUAAGGUUGAUUGAAGGAGAACGAGAGGGAAGGGUGACAGGGCGUAUCAACCAAAGACCCAAGCGAAGAAGACGUUAAUGCCACAUGGAUUAAUACUGUGCUAUGGAUUAAUGUGUGCUCUUAGGUACUGUUGGAAGUGAUGAGGACCCUAUUAUCUACUAUGAGUUGAAGAAGAUUACGUGCUUUGACUUACAACUGUUCAUUAGAAUGUUGGGUAUUAAGGAGUUGAUCAUGCUUAUAUGAAUUAUGGUGUUGUUUUCCUAUUCAUCUAAUAAUAAUGCUCAGAUUUCACGUAUGUAUUUGAGGUUGAGGGUAUUCUUUGUGUUUGUUUUAAAAUUGUAUCAUGUCUUGGACUUAGUUUUGAGGCUAGUGUUGUGCUCAGUUGGCUUGUACUUAUUGGAGGUUAUUUCGUGUGUUCA